Messenger RNA from Trichoderma harzianum CBS 226.95, 1360 nucleotides. RefSeq lists its product as hypothetical. The transcript has a single exon. Bases 266 to 934 code for a protein of 222 amino acids. The record is from RefSeq and is a predicted model, not a curated record. NCBI's taxonomy places the organism in Eukaryota, Fungi, Ascomycota, Sordariomycetes, Hypocreales, Hypocreaceae.
AAAAAUCGCACCUUGUUUCUGACAUUCCUUUCCUUCCACCUCGGCCUUUUUCGUCUUUUCUUCUCUCUUGUCCUCUACGACGAGACGGCGAUAAAUUCGUCAUUCUCAAUCGUCCAGUCCUUCGUUUUUUCUCUCGCCUCGCGCUGCUUGUUGCGUUCUCCAAGCGUCGAGCUCUACAUCUUUCGUCCAUCAUUACCUGAGCUAUCUUUCGCUCCCUUGCGCCUGCCAGACCAUCGCCAGCAACACGCUCAAUUCUCAUCCGACCAUGCCCUAUGUCGGCGACGAUGUCCAUCGUGCGACGAAGCGCAAGUGGGAUCACGACGGAACCGAAACGUUCAGAUUAUCGCAUUCCGCCAUCCAUGUAUUGAACCAGCACGCGGCUCCAGAGGGCGCCGAUACCAUCUCAACACGCAAGACGCUGCCCCCAACAAAACGAUUCAGACCGAUCCACGACGACGACAAUGCUCAUACAUUCUCUUCGCAUCGACGGACCACUUCUCGUGAACUGGCGCACGGCAAGGCACCUGUCAAAAUUAGCGGCUUGGUUCUGAUGCCGUGCCAUGUUUGCCACCGCAGGCCCACCAAGAAAUCCGACCUCGAUUCUUUUGCCAAGUGUCAAUCUUGUCAAGAACAGACGUGCUUUGUCUGCAUGCGCGAGUGCCAGGGCCAGAACUUCAAUAGAGAGCUAGUCUUGGAAGAUGAGGAUGUUCUUUCGCGAUCCCUUCACAUGGACGAUGUCGACGAUGACAUGACACCUCCAAUAUCAGACACCAACACGCGGAAGGAUUAUAUGGAUGCCGACUCUAAUGGACGACGGGGCGUGCCGGACAGCAGUACCCAUCAUGCGAUGAUUUGCAGUCGCUGUUGUGUUGAGAAGGGUGCCCAGGGCGAGGUUGUCUGUCUAGGAUGUCUAUCCGACACAUACACCGCGUGAUACCAAAGAGCAGCAGGACCAUUCAAGAACACAAACAAGAGGCCGACAUCUUCCGUUCAUGACUGAUGACGAUUUCGAUUACUACAUAGCGCACUGUUUCUUUGCAAUUGGGAGUAGGGAAUGGGAAGGUAACUUGUUAGUUACCAGGGUAUAUAUUGUAUUGGUAGGGAGGGCAUCACAUGGGCUGGGCUUUCAUAAUUAAUUCUUCUUCUUCUUUUAUAUAAUUGGCAUUUGCUUUUCAUUUUAUACCAUUUUUGGCCGUGGAUGGGGCAUCAAGUACGCGAUUGCAUUUAGGACUGUCAUUGAAGAAUGACGAGAUGGGUAUGGACUUUGUUGAAAUUCUCUACUAAGAUAUCAAUACAAGAGGAUGAAUUAGCUGCUACUAGAUUGAUUGGAUAAUAUUGAUAUGCAUAACGUUCUUCAGAG